CGACACUUAUUUCUGCCAGAUUCUUUCGUUUUAUGCAAAAACGCGUCGAAUGAGCCUAAUUUCGUCGAAAUCGGAGAUGGUGGGGGUAUUCUUAAUAAUUACCGGAUGUAACAAUUUUCUAACCUAAAAAUUCACACAGUGGCACUGGUCACUCGAAUCUUAAACGUGGUGUGAUUGUUUGGAAUUUAGUUCAGGAAAGGGAGAUGAGCGAUGCCGAGCUCCAGGAGGAGGAAAGAGAAGUGUUACUCUCGAUAUACGAAGGUGAUCCGGCUUUUAAACAGCUGACACCCACAGUAUUUCAAUACAAGUAUGGAGAAGAUAACGAUAUGAAGUCAUUUCUAUUGGAAAUUUCAUGGGGCACAACAUAUCCUACAGAAAAACCAACUAUAAAUAUGAAUACAUUUUACAAUAAACAUAUACAAAUAAUUGGAAUAUACAGUUUGCAAGAGGUCAAGGAUAAGGUGGUGAAUCAUGUAGAGGCAGAGGCUGAGCAGUGGUUAGGUAGUGCUAUGACAUAUACAUUAUUUCAAUCUGUCCAAGAACAUUAUGUCGACUUAGUAUGCACACAACCAGACUCAAUUGCCGAUAUAAAUUCACAUACUAGUAAGCUAAAACUUACAGAAGAAAACCAACAGGUUGAGGAAACGAUAAAGAAACCGAAGAAGGAACAUUUAAGUAAAGCCCAGAAGCGUAGACAAUGGAACAAGGCAGAUGGCAAAGGUGAAAGACAGCGAGGAUGGAAUUGGAUGGAUAUAGUAAAACAUUUAUCACAGACUGGACCUAGAACGGAGGAAGAAUCAUAAUCCAAGACCAUAAUAUUUUGUACAGUAU
Molecule: messenger RNA, 831 nt
Organism: Cyphomyrmex costatus
Lineage: Eukaryota; Metazoa; Arthropoda; Insecta; Hymenoptera; Formicidae
Product: RWD domain-containing protein 4
Exons: 4
Coding region: 204-803 (199 amino acids)
Molecular function (GO): protein binding
Source: RefSeq, a predicted model, not a curated record